CAAUAACAAUAAUAAUAUCGUAAACUAUCCAAUUUAUAGUGAUGUGCUUAUUCGUGUCCGGAAUUGUGGCCGCCGCUCUGUACUUCGUGAAAAACGCUAUGCAAAACCUCAUUCUGUCUUGCCUGUUCGAAGCGUUCAGCGGACUGGGAAUCAGCGUAUUGCUGUGCAUCAUGGUCGAUCUGUUCCCCACCAACAUGAGAGUAAUGGCAGCCGCGGCUUCAGCGACGUUCGGACGCCUUGGAUCACUGAUGGCCAACAUCACAUUCGGACUGCUCAUCGACUCACAUUGCAUCCUGCUAAUCAUCAUAUUCAGCUCGUUGUUGAUAAGUACGUAUAUUAUGAUUAAAUACCUAAAUGCACAAAUUUGUCGUAUCUCGGACGUAUAUUAUAUUAUUAGCUACCUGGCUACCUAUAAAAAUAAUGAUGAAGAUGGACUAAAAACAUUUUCUAUUUAUCUACGUGACCACUUAUAUUUUCAUGCAAAUGAAAUGUUCCGAAAAUUUGAACUUUUGAAGUAAGAAUAAUUAAAUAUUGAAGUUCUU
Messenger RNA from Acyrthosiphon pisum (pea aphid), 542 nucleotides. RefSeq lists its product as uncharacterized. Gene Ontology annotation, cellular component: membrane. The coding region runs from base 42 to 518 and encodes 158 amino acids. The record is from RefSeq and is a predicted model, not a curated record. The transcript has 2 exons. NCBI's taxonomy places the organism in Eukaryota, Metazoa, Arthropoda, Insecta, Hemiptera, Aphididae.